This is a messenger RNA of Tupaia belangeri chinensis (Chinese tree shrew), 1463 nucleotides long. RefSeq names its product interleukin 1 beta (gene IL1B). Bases 101 to 901 code for a protein of 266 amino acids. The record is from RefSeq and is a predicted model, not a curated record. Gene Ontology annotation, biological process: positive regulation of immature T cell proliferation in thymus; cellular response to lipopolysaccharide; positive regulation of gene expression. The transcript is spliced from 7 exons. Gene Ontology annotation, molecular function: cytokine activity; interleukin-1 receptor binding. NCBI's taxonomy places the organism in Eukaryota, Metazoa, Chordata, Mammalia, Scandentia, Tupaiidae.
AAACACUGGCAGACAAUAUCGCUCUACAAAGCUCAAGACCUAACAGGCUACUCUGGGAUUCUAGCCAGCCAGUCUCCAUCGAUCAAGUCUCUGAAGCAGCAUGGCUGUUGUACCUGAACUCGCCAAUGAAAUGAUGGAUUACUACAGUGCCGAAGAAGAUUACCUGCUCUUUGAGGCUGAUGGUCCCAAACAGACAAAGAGCUUCUACCAAGAUGUGGAUUUCUGCUCUCCAGACAAGGGCAUCCAGCUGCAAAUUUCCCAUCAGUCCUAUGACAAGAGUUUUAAAAAGUUUGUGUCAGUCAUUGUAGCUGUGGAGAAGCUGAAGAAGACUCUGGUUCCUUGUCCGCAGGACUUCCAGGACAUUGACUUGAGCAUCCUCUUUUCCCUCAUCUUUGAUGAAAAACCCAUCAGCUCUGGUGAAUGGGAUGACCUUUUAGAGUGUGAUGCGCAUGUAAAGUCAAUCAACUGCAAGCUUGAAGAUUCUGAAGAAAAAUCCCUGGUGUUGUCUGACCCACAGGUGCUGAAAGCCAUCCACCUCCAAAAACAUAAUCAGCAUCAAGAAGUGGUGAUCACCAUGAGCAUUGUGCAAGGAGAUGAAAAUAGUGAGAAAACACCUGUGGUCUUGAGCCUCAAGGGAAAGAAUCUGUACCUGUCCUGUAUAAUGCAAGACAAUAAGCCCACCCUGCAGCUGGAGAAGUUAGACCCCAAGCAUUACCCAAGGAAGAAGAUGGAGAAGCGAUUUGUCUUCAACAGAACAGAAAUCGGGACAAAGCUGGAAUUCGAAUCUGCCCUGUUCCCCACCUGGUACAUCAGCACCACUAGGGCAGAAAAUAUGCCUGUCUACCUGGGAAAGAAUGAUGGCAGCCAGGACCUCACUGACUUCACCAAGCUACCUGCCUAAAGAGAGUAACACUUGAAAGUCGAUACAUGCUGAGCAUAGACUCAGCCCAAGACCUAGAAGAAGCCUUUGAGCAUGGCUGCAGGCUGGACUUCCUUUGGGUAGUACUCUUGCCCACCAGCCAAGAACAGCUGUCUUCUCCCAUGGACAAUCUACAUACCUUCUGCUGAGGCUGACCUCUCUCACCUCUCCUACCUACACUCUCUUCUUUCUUCAGCCUGACAGAAACCAUGACACCUUCAGUACAAAGAAACCCUCUGUCCUUCACACCCAGGCUCUCAUGAGCAACCACUUAACUAUUUAUUUAUUUAUUUAUGGAUUCGUUGUCUACUUGAUUUCAUUCAAAGGGCCCAAGAAGCAGCUGUGUCUGUGAAGAGCCCAGUUUUUAAUAUCUAUGGAAUUUAUUUAAUGUGGACUGCUGCCUUGUCUUUAAACCAAGUCCUUUCAUUGAGGCUGAAAAAAUACAUAAACUCAGUUUAUUUAAAUGGGGAUAUUUAUGAAUAAGGAUGUAUGAUCACUAUUGUCUCAAUAGUUAUGAAAUAAAUGUCACUGUGGAAAAAAACUA